UCCUGACGACAGGUUUUCACGUUAGGGCUUCUCUUUAAAUGCGUUUGAUCGAUCUGAGAAAGAUCGAAGUCUCGUCUAGACCCACUGCUACUGACGUUGCGCUUGAUUGGUAAACUGGUAUUUUUUUCGGAAUUUUCAAUCCCCAAAGUCUAAAAUCGAGUUUUUGCGUUUUUCCUACGUUUCUGGAUAAUAUCCGAGUGACAAAGGUGAAACUGUUCGCGCUCUGGAAUGCUGGGGUUCCGCCUAUGACGCGGUGAACUUUUGAACUCUCCCGAACGGUUCCGUCGAAAACAAGUCUAGCUGUAGCCUUGGGGGCGAUUGCACCAGCUGGCGGUAAUGCUUCAGGUACAUUAGACCGUACAGAGCGCAGUGACAGAAAGGAAAACUUUCGACAUGGAGAAUUUCCGGGCUCAGGGAAGACGUCUUGGUCCGUUUAUCUUCUUCCUGUGGUGUCUGUGUGAGUUGUGCGCCGCGUACAACAACACCACGACUGUCGUACCACCAAGCACGACAACCCGCGACUGUUUCACGUGUGACCUAACCCGGCGGUGUAUACCGUACGAGAGAGAGUGCGACGGAAUACCAGACUGCGAGGAUCGAACGGACGAAUUAAACUGCACCUGUGGAUUGGACCAAUUCCGAUGCGACACCGGGUUGUGCAUUUCUAACGACUUAUCCUGCAACGGAGAAGACAACUGUGGCGACUCGAGCGACGAGCGCGCAUGCUCGGCGUGCAAAGGUUGGCAGUACGCAUGCGCGAACGGCCGGUGUAUCCGGUGGGAUCUGGAGUGUGACAAUAGAGACGACUGUGGGGACGCCAGCGACGAGCUGCACUGCGUAUGCCCGAGCCCGCAGAAGAAGUGCGCGACGUACGGGUGUGUGAGGUCUGACCAGGAGUGUGACGGUCUGUACCAUUGUGAGGACAAGAGUGACGAAGAAGACUGCCUUCCCGAGUUGCGCUGGGACGUGUGGCUGGAGAUCGGAGUGGCGAUCUUCUUCGUGCUGAUAUUCUCCAUCGUGUGCGCGGCGACGCGGUGUUGUAUGGGCCCGCCCAAAUCUCACUCACCGCGCAGGAGGCAGCAGGCUGAAGACCCGGGACUAGAACUAGCGAACCUCGGCCAGGCCAACCCCAUGUUCGACGACCAUCCACCGGCUUACGACGCAUGCGUGCCGCCCGACACGAUAUGGACUACGUCACAGAGCGGUCUCCAUGGAAACCCGGCGGUCAGCUGUCCCGACAUCGUCAUCGUGCACAACGACAACAUCGAGCCGGAAAACACACAAACAAGAUCCACACAGAGCGUAAACAACGUCAACACAACAACGGGAAACAACACAAACACAGACUCGGUGUCAGAGACAGUGUCGGUCGCUUCAACGCUUCCAGCGUAUGACGACUACACCAAGUACCCCACAGCGCCACCUGGCGGAGAAACGGAGGUAAAGCAGUACAUCACAGACGGGGCGUCGCCAUUGCAGUCUGUGGGGUCAUCUCUACAGAGUGUUAGUUAAGGUUUACACUCCGGUAGGCUGCAAUACGGUGUUUGUAAAUAAAGUCAUGUAUAUCAAAAUAAAUUUAUUUUCAACUGAUAUAUAGGUAUUCAAUCACAUCACCAGCAAAUAAGUACACAUUGUGUAUAAAUAAGUGUGAAAAUGUUACCACUUUUGAAAUAUCAAAAGACGAUGGAACUUUUCAAAGUGUUUCAAGUUGGUUGGUCUUUUACACUUCUAAUUGUGCUUAAGCAUCAGGCCAAAGCAACUCAUUCUUGUUUCUUGGACCUUAAACUUGUAAAAGAGUCUGAAGAAAAUUGUUGAAGAGCAAGAAUAGUACAUUCAAGGGUGCAGAAAUUUUCAAGACAGGGUAUUUACACAUCAUGCUGACAAUAUUUCCUAACUGUUGCAUUAACACUUUUGUAUUAAAAGUAAGACCUGACUGCACAUUUUGGUACUAGUACCAUAUUCCUAGUUUUCUAAAGGCAGUCAACCUCAGUAUGCACGUUUUUACCUGUAUUCAAACUACCCCAUUUGGAAAAUUCCUGAUCAUUGCAAAUGCUAGAAUAAGGGCUGACAGGGUUUAAAUGUAGUGGGGGGAAACAAAUAGUUACGAUUCAAUAACUACAGUGAACUAUCCUUCAGGUAGCCGUUUGACCAAAUUCAUGGGGUUAGGCUGCAGGAAAAAAGGUUAUGAUAUUAGUAUUUAAUAAUAGGU
This is a messenger RNA of Branchiostoma belcheri (Belcher's lancelet), 2209 nucleotides long. RefSeq names its product putative vitellogenin receptor. NCBI's taxonomy places the organism in Eukaryota, Metazoa, Chordata, Leptocardii, Amphioxiformes, Branchiostomatidae. Gene Ontology annotation, molecular function: protein binding. The record is from RefSeq and is a predicted model, not a curated record. The coding region runs from base 394 to 1512 and encodes 372 amino acids. The transcript has 4 exons.